AAAUCUGGAACAGCCAUAGUCCUUGCAGCAAUCUGGAUUGUAUGUCUACUAUCCCAGAGCCCUCCAGCUAUCUAUGCUAAAUUGUAUGAUGACAGGCUCUGUGUUGAGGUAUGGCCAAACAUUAUGUCUCAAAGAGCCUUCAAGACAAGUCUGUUUGUCUUCUUCUACGUACUCCCUCUUGGUGUCAUCUGCCUGUGUUAUGCCCGCAUGGCUGCUGUACUAUGGAACGCUGGAGCGGAGUUCGUCAGUCCCUACAUGACCGGUGCUCCGCGCAGACGACACACGAGACGCAAAGUGGCGCGAAUGGUGAUGAUCCUUGUGUCUUGUUUCUCCAUCUGUUGGCUCCCUUAUCACAUCCGUAGCAUCAUGGAAUGCUGGCAGCUCAUUCCCCUGUCACCUUUCAGCUACUACGCAGGUAUACUCUGCAGAUUGAUGGGGUAUGCCAACAGCUGUCUCAACCCGCUGCUCUACUCGUGUCUCUGUGAGAAUUUCCGCAAGAAUUACUACCAGGCCUGUUCUUGCUGCUGUACGGGGAAGAAGGAAAGAAACUGCAAGGCUCAACUCAUCUGCUGCCACGAGCUCUACCCAAACGGAACAGCUGCCCUUGAAUGUGAACAGACGAGGAAUACCACCAACUCUACUCGGAUGUCAGCAGUAGGAAGUAGGAAGUCGUUUACUAGCUCUGGUGGACGGAUAUCUUAGUCCUUCAGGCAGAUCAUCAAGCGAAUCAAGAACUGUCCGUUUAUGACCCAGCUCAGAGUUGCUCAUACAUAGGUUCUCUCAUCAUAUUUUUCAUCAAGCUUGUUAAGUUAAUGAGAGAAUCGAUCGUUCCGGAGAAGAGACGUAGCGAACAUACAAAUCUCGAGGCCUCUUCAAACCUUGUUGUGACAGUUUCAGACUGAUGUUCUCAUAGUUGGUAAUACUAACAUUGUGUUAAGUGAAUUCAAAGAAAGAUCCGUUUCAUCCUAUAUACCCAUCUAUCUGACCAUUGUUAUUGGUAAUAGCCCACGAUGUUUUUUUCAUGCAACCGCAGUUCAUGAUUAAAAUUGCUAUAAAACAAUUAAGAGCAACGGUCAGAAUUGGUUGGCUGGGUGGCCGUAUUGACCGUGAAAGUUUCAAGAAGUUUUCAGUUCUGUCUUUUUCGGUCUACAACUACGGUUCUGGGCCCCGUUGCAUAAAAGACACCAUUAUGGUAACUUUGCCAUCCAAUGGUAACUACCAUGGUAAAAAUGAUCAACAGCCAAUCAGAAUUAAGGAUUCCAUGAAAGAUACCAGUUGAUGGCAAAGUUACCGUAAAAGUAACAUUUAUGCAACAGGGACCUGUUGCGUUCUUCUUUGGCUGUAGUAUACGUCCAGACUGGUCAUUGAUGGUUGAAAGGCCGAUUUGACCGCUCUUGACCGUGGUCAUACUGUAAUACCUGAGUGUCGAUAAUGGAUAAUGUACAGCAUGUUAUAAAAAUCGGGGGUCUUUUUAACUAAAGGGUCUUAACAAUUGGUCGUGCGACCGUUUGCGAUCACCUGGUCACAAUAUAAUUAUGUUGCACACAAUCGCAACGGUUGUAAGCAGUCGCACCACCAAUUGUGAAAGGGGCUUGAAAUGCCGUCAGUUCGUUAAGAAAGGUCGUGCACCGGGGUCGUGCACCAGUCGUGCGAACAAGUAUUGCACAACAUUGCUUGACAACUGGUGAGAGAAAACGACUAAUAAUUGAUCUUAAUGGGUCACAUUCAGUUAGAGCAACACAUGUAGAUUACGAUAGCGCCCUGUAUCGAAGAAGCAAAUCAUGGAAUCUAUAUAGAGACUACAUGAUACUGUCGCUCAACUAAUCGUAACGCUAUCGAUGGUAAUGCUUGGAUGUGCAACCGGUUCCGACUUGGCGCGAUUAUUCUUAAAGGGUGUCAUAUUGAAGGAUACAAGAAAAUCAGCCAAUAGUGGGAAUCUCCUGUAAAAAAAUGUUUAAUUUUCUUUGUUUUCUUUCCUGGCAUCAUACUAUGAACACUCUCCUGAAAUUACCUGGAAUUCAAAUUUUGAUCGGAUAUUUUACUCGAUGUUGAUCGCAAGACGAUGUGCUUUUGGCAGUGGUUGGCGCUAUCACAGGAAGAAUAGUGGCAGGACACUUGCAAUUAAAACGAUCAACAUUCGCAAAAGCAUGAACGACUAAAUAUUAUGUUUCCGCUGUGCGAUGGUCUAUUUCGGUCUUGAGUGCUAAUCUGCGAUUUAAUGAGAUCCUCACGUGAGUUAAACAAAUAUUAUCAGUUUUUUACUUUUUCGUCAUUUGACUGUAUUAUUAAUCAGAAACACAUUUCAUUUUCCCCCAUUUUUAGUGAUUUUUUUCCGUAUGAAAACUUUCAUAAGAUUGACAAACACUAUUCCAAUCAAAGUGGAAUUCACACUGUCAGAAUUCCCUUCUAUUGUGAUUAUGACAAUUCCAAUAAAAAUCAAUCACACUUCUGUAAAAAGAGAUCAAUUAAUUUCAUUAUCAUUGGUUCCACUCAAUUGCAUUCUAGAAAAAAAAGAGAUUCUUAGAAUUUCAGCAGAUGUGAAGCAAUUAUCUUAAUUGGAUGAGCCUGUGUCUAAGAAUGUUUUUAACAGAAAUAUAGCGCAUUAUAAAUACUGUGAAUCUUCAUCAUGUAAAAUAGCACCUCUUUCAAGUAUUCAAUGGGUU
This is a messenger RNA of Lytechinus variegatus (green sea urchin), 2663 nucleotides long. RefSeq names its product galanin receptor 2b-like. Gene Ontology annotation, biological process: G protein-coupled receptor signaling pathway. The transcript has a single exon. NCBI's taxonomy places the organism in Eukaryota, Metazoa, Echinodermata, Echinoidea, Temnopleuroida, Toxopneustidae. Gene Ontology annotation, cellular component: membrane. The coding region runs from base 124 to 702 and encodes 192 amino acids. Gene Ontology annotation, molecular function: G protein-coupled receptor activity. The record is from RefSeq and is a predicted model, not a curated record.